CAUUUCUAAUUGUACUUUUUAUAAUAUCGACUGAAACUUACUAUCUUCGGUGUUAUUUGUGGAAAAAAUUACAACUAAUUUGAGUUAAAAAAGUUUCUAAUAUAAUUGUCAAUCAAUUGAAAAAUAUCUGCAGUUUGUGAAAAUAAAUAUCAAACAAAGAAAUCGAACUUGUAAUGAGAAUAAAUUUCAUAGUCUAGCAGUGGAGUGGUGGUGAUUUUUAAGAUUUACAAAAUUACCUGCUGCUUCUUAUGACGACAUUUUUAUUUUAUAUUUUUAUCUUCACUGUAAAAAAUAGAACUUUUACAAUUACGAAUAUUAGUUUUCAUUGAAAAUUGGUUUACAUUUGAGAUAUUUUCAAAGUAAAAUUGAUUUCUUUCUAUAACCCUUUAGUGUUCAAAGAUUUUCUUUUAUUUGCUCAACAUAUAUGAUUUAUAUAAAAAUAAUGAAAAUGAACAUUUUAAAACGAUAUAUUAAAAUAAAUACGUUCGAGUGGCAGUACACUGAUUAAAAUAGUCUAGUAAAAAAUAAGUAUUUUGAAUUGGGAGUUUUUUUUAAUAUAUUCGUAAUACACGAAUUCAUUUAAAAUUGGAAUCUGAUAAACAAACAAUAAAAACAAAAUGUUUGGUAGUUUGGAAAAAACAACUAAUAUAUGCCACCAGAUAUUGCAACGUGAAACGAACACUAAUGGAAAUCCAAAAGCAUUUGCGGCAAAUAUAUUUCGAGAACGCUUUCGCAUUGCAAAAAAUCUCUAUAAAACAGAUUUAAGAGGACAUUUUGGUUGUGUCAAUGCAAUUGAAUUUUCUCAUGGUGGCAGAUUCUUGGCUUCCGGUGGAGAUGACAAACGUGUUUUGGUUUGGGAUGUUGAAAAGUCAUUAGCUGGAAUAGCAACACCUCGAGCUUUGGCAACUGAACAGGCCAGUAACAUAUUUUGCUUGGGCUUUGAUAGUAAAAAUCGUAAACUAAUUUCUGGUGGUAAUGACACCUUAGCGAUUUCUCACGAUUUUGAGACUGGAAAAUUAGAUAAUGUUUUCAAACACGAUGGGCCAGUUUAUGGACUUUCGAUUGAUCCCCAAAAUGAUAAUGUUUUUUCAACAGCUUCCGAAAACGGCGAAAUAUUGUUGUUUGAUCAAAGAUCGUCUGUACCUACUGUAGUUGCUUCAGUGCCAUCUUCCUUUCAUGCAGUCGAAUUCCAUCCAACAAUGGGAAAUCUUUUAGUUACAGCCAAUUCUAAACGUGGCGCAACUCUUUAUGAUAUACGUAAACCCAAACAGCCUGUUAUAUUGUAUGGUAACUUAGGAAACCCUCGCAGCUGUAUGAGCGUACGAUUCAAUCGUACAGGCAAAUUGAUAUUGGGUUUGCGUAGACGUUUGCCGCCAAUAUUGUACGAUUUCAAUUCUCCUGAUCCGAUUUGCACAUUUUAUCACAGCAAUUACUAUAAUUCAUGCACCAUGAAAAGUUGUACUUUCGCCGGCGAAGAUGAUGAAAUGGUUAUUUCUGGCUCAGAUGACUUUAAUCUUUAUGUUUGGCGUUUAUCCGACAUUGACUUGGAUGGUACUGAACAGUGGGUGGAGUCAACGCAAAUGGUUUUGUAUGGUCAUCGUUCAAUUGUAAAUCAAGUGAGAUAUAAUCGUCAAAAAUGUCUGUUGGCAUCAUCUGGUGUAGAAAAAAUAAUAAAGAUAUGGAGUCCAUUUUCACAACACAACUGGACUGGUUCCUUAACUGAGGAGGCUUCCUGUUCGGAUAAUCCUCGUGAAUUGUACUCUCCAUAUAAUCUCUUUACCAUGGCACUGCCGGAAAAUUGGCAUCAUCUGUCGCAUGAUUACAGCAGUGAAAACACGAAUGAAGAUCCUCGUAUGAUGGCCUUUUUUGAUUCUCUGAUUCAACAGGAAAUAGAAGAGUGGGAAACCAAUAGCUCGACUGACGUAUCGCAAGAAGAAGAUCGAAGUAUUAGUUCGUUCUUCAGUUGUGGUAGUACCAGUAGUAGUAAUAGCAGUAGUAGUGACAGUAGUAGCAGCAGUAGUAGUUCAAGUAGCAGUAGCUCUUCCGACAGCGAUAGCGAUAAUGAAAAUAAUGCAACACUGAGUAAACGCAGAAGGCGGUCCAAAAGACAAGCGCUGAUGCGCAAGCAAAAUCAACGGAAACAACAUAACAAAAAGACUAAACUGGCAAAAAAUAAACUUAAUCAAUUACAAAAGCCUACCAAUCGCAUAGCUUACUUAAUUGCCAAGAAACGUAAUACUUUAAGACGCCUCGCUAUAAAAGGAGCCUCUCUCAAUAAUAGACGUUCAAACAAGCUAGCUAUUGUGGUCAACGGCCAUAAGCGUAGUUCCAAUACUAAGCAUAACCAUCGUCAACGUUCCGUGCGUCGUCAACAAGAUCGGCAGACACGGGUCAGUAGUAACUGUCUUAAUAAUGAUAAACCAACUACAUCAGCUGCUGCGGCAGCUGCUUUGGCUAAAACUUCAAGAACGCAACACAAGGUUCACAAGAAAAAACCUGAAGUGAAGUCAGAUUCGAAUGCAUCUUCAGAGGAAGAUUCUGGAAAUUUUGCUAUCAGCAGUUCUAGUCGUUCCAAUGCUGCAAACACAUCCUCCUCUUCCAAUAAUAACAACAAUAUUAACGUACCAAGUACUAGCACAGGCAUAACAUCAAAUUUUAGAGAUGCUUUCCUACGUCUCAGUCGUCAGAUAUUCAUGUCAGAUUCAGAGGAUGACGAUGAUCUUGAUGGCGACGUUAACAAGCAAAAUAAUCAUUCAAAUACUAGAAACGAAACGGUGGAGGAGAAAAAACCAAAUGGCGUCAAUAAGUCUACAAGUUCGAAAAAUAACACCACCACUACUAAAGAAUCUCGCACAAAUUCAUCGAGAUCCUUAAGAUCUAAUCAACGGCCAAGAAACUCUGCAGCUAUAAACGUGAUUAAUACAAAUGAAACAGUUCUACCUCAAAAAAAUCAUCCUACAAAUAAUGAAAGUCCUUCAAAUAAUGUUAACAAUGACCACGAUGAUGUUGACCACAAUAGAAAUAAAGGUCAUAGCAGGAGUAAGAAAGUAAAUGGUAACCAGCGAACGUCUCCCUUACCGGAUGCUGAUCUUGGGAGCUAUAGUAAUUCUAGUAAAAGUCAUAAAAAAAGACGUUGUGUCGACACAGAUGUUCUAGGUGACUAUCCAACUACAAGCCAAAAUGAUUUGUUUGAAGAGAACACAGCAUCCACUUCCACCUCGAAUUCAUCUUACUCAUUAAGAGAUAAUUCACCGAAAACUCCAAAAAAUCAAUCCCUUCAAUCUCCGGUGAAAAGGCGUAAAAUGUCAAUAAAUGAUUACAUCAAAGUGCGCAGUGAUUUUACAAAUGGAAAUCUUGAGGAGCGACUGGAAGAAGAUGAAGUUGAGUUUAACAAUAAUGAAAUGAAUAAUAAUGAUAUAUUUGCUAUUCAGGAUGUCAAUAUCAAUAUGAGUAGUGGACAAUUAACACCCCAAAGACCCAAUUCAAAUAACAUAGAACACAAUAAUGUGGCAAAUUAUGAAUAUGCAUUAAAUCCAUCUCAACAAUACAACAACAAUAAUUCCUAUUUGUUUACGCCCGACAGUGGUGUCAGCUUAAACAACUCCACUACUCCUAGUACAAUAGAUCACAACGAUAUUCAGGCUUCCACCUCCACAACUACAACGAGAAUUGGCACCUACCUUUCACCCUGUUACGAACACAACGACUGUGAUGUUAACAAAAGCGUAGAUGAACGCGAAGGCGAUGACGAUGAAGGCGUUGUCGUCAUCAAAAAUCGUAAAACGAGUUUAAAUCAAUUUCAACAAAAAGUUGCCCGAGUGCGUCGUAAUUAUAGAAAACAAUUCUUUGAUGAUACCGAAAGUGAUUAAAUUUUAUCAUCAUUAACUUUCUCUAGAUCUAGCCACAACAUCGUCAUAUUUUAUCUUAGCAUUAUUUUAUAUAUAUUUUUUUUAUUUCUAUACAUAUGUACUUCAAAUCACCAACAUAGCACCACAUACAUACAUACAUAUAGUUGACAUAUACAUACGAUAAAUAAAUAGGAGAUACAGAAAUUAUACAAGACUUACCUACACUCACUCUCACUAAAAUAAUAAAAAUACUAUUUACUAUAUGGCUAUAUGUAUGUAAGUAAUUCCUUUUCAACCAGCAGUUGUCACUUGGUUGUCCAUUUAAUGCCGAAUAACACAGGACUGCUGCACAUACUCUCUCACAAUUAAACAUAUAACAAUAAUUGAAGGAAAAUAUCAGCUUUUUACAAAAAAACAUCAUUUAUUUUCUGUGAAUAUUUCAAAAAUAUAUUAUAAUAAUUAUUAAUUAAUGUAUUAUUUCUCUUAACAAUUCAGCAAUGUAAACAUUUAAAUAUUUAAUUUAA
Molecule: messenger RNA, 4372 nt
Organism: Lucilia cuprina (Australian sheep blowfly)
Lineage: Eukaryota; Metazoa; Arthropoda; Insecta; Diptera; Calliphoridae
Product: DDB1- and CUL4-associated factor 5
Exons: 9
Coding region: 618-3869 (1083 amino acids)
Biological process (GO): negative regulation of fatty acid biosynthetic process
Cellular component (GO): cytoplasm; Cul4-RING E3 ubiquitin ligase complex
Molecular function (GO): protein binding
Source: RefSeq, a predicted model, not a curated record